This is a messenger RNA of Jatropha curcas, 549 nucleotides long. The record is from RefSeq and is a predicted model, not a curated record. NCBI's taxonomy places the organism in Eukaryota, Viridiplantae, Streptophyta, Magnoliopsida, Malpighiales, Euphorbiaceae.
AUGGGUGUUGCCGUGAGAAAUAUGGUUGUUUCGGUGCUUGAUGUGGGUGAAACUACAGAUUUGGGAUACUACCUAUGCCUUCCUUCUAUUGCAGGUAAAAACAAACAAGAAAUUUUUUCUUUUCUAAAAGAAAAAGUAUGGAAACAGAUUCAAGGAUGGAAGCAUCAACCAUUUUCAAAAGCUAGAAAGGAAAUAUUGCUUAAGUCUGAGCUUCAAGCUAUUCGCACCUAUGCGAUGAGUAUUUUUCGAUUACCAAGAUCGUCAUGUGAUGAUAUCGAAAGCUCAUGGAUGGUUUUUGGUGGGGUAAUGGGUCUGACGAGAAUGGAGGAAUCAGAUGAAAAAGAAUGGUCCCGUAUAUGUUGUUAUAAGGCUAUUGGUGGGUUGAACUUCAAACGUGUUCAUGAGUUCAAUUUGGCUUUGUUAUGUAAACAGCUGUGGCGAUUUCUUGUGUAUCUAGAUGCUCUUGUUUCUCGAAUCUAUAGGGCCAAGUAUUUUGCUUCCUCUUCUUUGUCUCAAGCUAAGACUGGAACUAAUCCGAGCUAUGUUUAA